AUGCCUGGCCUUGUUAGCGACGCCACACGUAUCUGGGAGCUGAACAUUUACUGGACCGUCAACUCGCAGUGUGGAGUCUGGGAUCCGAAAGGGAAAGGUGUCGACGUUUGGGAGUGUAUCAGAGAUCAUAAUUCCAUCCCUGGCACACAGCCACCUAAUACUGCGUAUUGGCGAUAUGUCACUCGCAGAUGA
Molecule: messenger RNA, 192 nt
Organism: Sparassis crispa
Lineage: Eukaryota; Fungi; Basidiomycota; Agaricomycetes; Polyporales; Sparassidaceae
Exons: 3
Coding region: 1-192 (63 amino acids)
Source: RefSeq, a predicted model, not a curated record